Molecule: messenger RNA, 2119 nt
Organism: Sinocyclocheilus grahami
Lineage: Eukaryota; Metazoa; Chordata; Actinopteri; Cypriniformes; Cyprinidae
Product: inner centromere protein-like
Exons: 17
Coding region: 1-1773 (590 amino acids)
Biological process (GO): meiotic spindle midzone assembly; metaphase chromosome alignment; mitotic cytokinesis
Cellular component (GO): nucleus; chromosome passenger complex; meiotic spindle midzone
Source: RefSeq, a predicted model, not a curated record
AUGGAUGAUGGAACUGAGGAAAUGGAGAACAAAGAAGAACAGAUUGAUGUACCGCAAAUGGUGACCGAACCAGCCACUGAAACCAAACCCGAAUCAGAAAUCCUCCAAACUGAGGAACCUGAACCCGAGAAGACUGAAGAAAAGGAACCUGAGGUAAAUGAAUACAAAGUUCCAGAAGAGAUUGCGGAAUCUCCCAGCACCACUGAGAACUAUCGCUUCACACGAUCCAUGGCUCGUACUUCAGAAACAGAUGACAGUGGAGGGUCAAAAUCCAAAGGAGAUGGCCGGCCUACACGCUUGGGCUCAAAGCGUCAUGCAGCUCAGGAAAUCAACACACCCAAGAAGAAACAAUCUCCUCCAAAGAAGUGCCUCACGAGUAUCACUCCACACAUGCGCUCGUUCGUGCACACUGUGCAGAAGAACCAGAUGCUGAUGAUGACGCCUGGCUCUCUGGGCCGCAGCACCAUCAUGAAGUCCUUCAUCAAACAAUCUGCCACCAAAACCGACGUCAAGUUGGGCUCUGGCUCUGUGGAGCGAGAACGGCAGAAGUGGGACGCCUUGAACAAGAAAAUAGAACAAGAGAAUGAGCGAAAGAAAAAGACUGAGGAGGAGAGGCGAAAGAAACAGGAAGAAAUUAAAAGGAAGCGGGACGAGCGUUUGAAACGGGUUGUUGAGGCUCGAGUGAAAGGUGAAAAGGAGAAGGAGCAGGAAAAGAAAAAGAAGAUUGAAGAAAAGAUGGCACAGCUGGAGAAGAAAAAUGACAUGCUGCGUGUUGAGCGGUUGGCUGAGGAGAAAGCCAAGAGGAAGGUGGCCACUAAACGACAGGAAGACCUGGAGCUGCGCAAGAAACAGGAAGAGACAGCCAGACAAAAGAAACUUCAGCAAGUUGAGGAAGAGGAGCGGCGACACCAGGAAAUGCUGGCCAAACGCAAGGCUGAAGAGGAGCGAGAGAAGGCCCGCAAACUGGCCGAGGCCACCCGCGCUCUGGAACUGAAGAAGGAACAAGAGCGGGAGAAAGAGAAGGAGCGGGAACGAGAACGCGAGCAGGAGCGAGAAAGACAGGCUGCAGCUGAGAAAGAAAGACUAGAGAGAGAGAAGGCUAUCGCUCUUCAGAAGGAACUGGAGAGAGCAGCCAGAGAGAAGGAGAUGGAGGAGAAGAGGAAGAUGGAAGAGCAGAGACGGGCUGAAGAGGAGAGGGAAGCCCAAAGGAAAUGUGCUGCUGCAGCCUCUGCCCCGGAGCCCCCUACAGUUACAGCACAGGUCUCUGCCGCAAAAGCACAUGCAGCUAAUAUGCUCAACACAACUAUAACUAAGAGUUCAGCUCUAAACAUGACUGUAGAUAUUGAGAGCUCAGUUCUGAAAACUCCAGUUGGGAAAGGAGCUGCUCACAAUAAGACCAUAGAUCACGGAGCUGGACUAAACGUGACCGUGGACAUUGAGCAGUCUCCACAGUCAUACCAGAUCACCCCUAAGGGCCAGAAAGUGACCGUUUUAAUGAAUCCUGAAGAUUACGGCAUGGACCAGAACAGUGAUGACUCAACAGAUGAUGAAUCUGCGCCCAGAAAACCCAUCCCAUCCUGGGCUGAGGGUAUGCAGUUGCAGCAAACCAUCAUGAAGCACUAUUACAAUCCACUGGAUCUCAAUUCAUAUUUCGGAGAACCUGAACCGCCCAAACUGGAGACGAUCUUCAGGCGGACCAAGCCUCGCUUCUUUAAACGCACUAGCUCUGCUGUCUGGCAUUCUCCACCACGUUUGGGAAAUCUGGGCAAUUAAUAAGCAGAUGUUUUUUGUUUUUUUUCCCCCCUACUUUUAUUCUGUCGUCUUUUUUAUGUUGUUGUCUUUUAUACUCUAAACUCACUUUAAUAAAGCCUUUUAAAAGUAUAUAUGUAAGUAGGUUAGAUUGGGGGGGGGGAGCAGAACAGUAAAGGUUUAAUUUACCUGCUUUUUUUUUUAUGGGACUACUUUGUCACCCAUGUAUUUAAAUAUAGCGUCACAUGUAAUAAAUCUGGAAAUGUACACAGGAGCUGCUACAAAUGGGAUGGUGAUGUAGAAAAUAUGGGGAUGGCGUUUGACUACAAAAUUCACUUCACGAAGAGUGUCAGAAUUACUCUGGACUGUU